Diachasmimorpha longicaudata is the source of this 3328-nucleotide messenger RNA. RefSeq names its product MOXD1 homolog 1. The coding region runs from base 320 to 2875 and encodes 851 amino acids. NCBI's taxonomy places the organism in Eukaryota, Metazoa, Arthropoda, Insecta, Hymenoptera, Braconidae. Gene Ontology annotation, cellular component: secretory granule membrane. Gene Ontology annotation, molecular function: copper ion binding; dopamine beta-monooxygenase activity. The record is from RefSeq and is a predicted model, not a curated record. Gene Ontology annotation, biological process: dopamine catabolic process; norepinephrine biosynthetic process; octopamine biosynthetic process. The transcript has 9 exons.
UGAAGUGCCUGACCCAACUGAGACAGACAUAGCAUUCAAGAUCCACAACGUACAGCAGAAGCACAAGGGGCAGACGCGUGUUUAAAUUAGUCCCGGCACAACUGUCGUGCAAGCAGCAUGCUACCCAUCACUAAAAAUCUACCGGCUAGUACAGCUCACACGAAAUCCUAAUAAUACACCCUAAAAACAAAGUGAAUAAAUUGUCUGUUGUAAAGAAGUGGUAGUUGGUGAUGAUGAGUGUAACUUGGUGCCAGUGUUGAUUAACGAUUGAGUUCAGUUUUUCAAUUUCCUGGAUUUAGAGAUUGUAAAUAUAUUAAAAAUGAAGAUUCUAGUGCUCACUACGAUAUUUCUGCUGGUGGAGGCCGACCUCCUGGACCUCUAUGUUCAACACAUGGACGAGACAAUGGGCACGAAUUUGGUAAAAAGACACCCGAAGGAUGUUGGACCAAAGCCCAGAGGUAAGAGGCACCUCAAGGGUGCAAUGAGAUACGGACACUUUCGGAAACAGCGAUUGGAUGUUGAGGACGACUGGUGGAUAGAUAAGAAGGUCCUCAAGAAAGCUAUGCCAAGGCUGCCGAUUCCCAAGCCAGAUGGUCUGGCUUUUCCAAAUCUCAGCGAGAGGAACAACAACAGCGAAGAUCACGAGGUUUUUAUGAAGAAACAGGAGUUCCAGAAGUCCGAAGGAUUCUCCACGUUCGCUGUCAAAGAUCCUACAGACCACGAUGACGUUGAGCAGGUGAUGUUGGAGGGUGUCAAUGACGAUGUGGAGAUCAUUUCUGAUGGUGAUAUUUCCCCGGGUCUCAAGGGAGAUCCCAGCAGGACUCCGAAGAAAUAUCAUCUGACCGAGAAGAUGAGCAAGUAUCAAUCGUUGAAGCAAAAGCGAAGCGUCAGUAAUCUCAACUUCACUAGGCGUGAGAUCCUUGAUGAUGUUGGUGAUGUCAUACUCGAGUGGGAUCCCUCUGAUGAGGAGAUUGUUACGUUUCGAGUCACAGCUAAGACCUUAGGAUACGUAGGAAUAGGUUUCAAUGAGAAGAGUCACAUGAUGGGCGCUGAUUUACUCCUCGCCUGGGUUGAUGAUCACGAUUAUUCCGUUAAUGUUCUGGACUUACAUGGACUCGACACCAAUGCCGCACCGAUCAUAGACCAAUCCCAGGAUGUCGAUGUUCUCGGUGGCUCUCAAAACGGUACCCACACAACCAUAACAUUCUCGCGAAGCUGGCAGACCUGUGAUCCCGAGGAUCGUCACUUAAACGAAGACAACGUGCGGGUACUCUGGGCCUUACAAGAUUCAGAUCCCGAAUUAAAUACACCAGUCUGGCAUGGUGAAAGUAGGGGUGCAAGAGCCCUGAGACUUCGUGGCGCUGUCCCAAAGCCAUCACCACCCCACAAUCCCGAUAUCAGGCACUGGGACGUCAAAUUGAAUCAGUACGCUGUUGAUGAUAAGCAGGAUACAAUUUACUGGUGCAAAAUAUUCAAAGCCCCACCGUUCAACAAGAAGCACCACAUGAUAGGGUACGAACCAUUAGUGGAGAAAGGAAACGAGGGAUUAGUCCACCACAUGAUACUUUACGAGUGCGCCUCGACGUCUCCACAGCUCGGUAAAGACUCGAAAAUCAGCGGAAGUUACUGCUACGAUCCGACGAUGCCGAGGGAGUGGGAAACAUGCAUUCAACCGAUUGUUGCAUGGGCCAGGGGAAGCAAAGGCGAAUGGUUUGCUGAACACGUCGGCAUCCCCGUAGCCGAACACAAAGAGGGUUCCUAUUACAUGUUGGAAGUGCAUUAUAAUAAUCCAACAUACAAAAAGGCCAUUGACAGCAGUGGAAUCAGACUCCACUUGACCCCGGUCUUGAGACCACACGAGGCUGGGAUUUUUGUCGCUGGUGUAGCUGUCAGUCCGCUCCACCUGAUUCCACCCCACCAGAAGGAAUAUGCCACUGCAGGAUAUUGCAGUCCGGACUGUACCAACAAGCUUUUCCCCGAGGACGGUGUCAACGUGAUAUCCGUGGUCCUCCACUCUCACCUAGCCGGUCGUCGGCUCAGUUUAAAGCACAUCCGUAACGGCGAGGAGCUUCCGCCCAUCGCCCACGAGAAUCGCUUUGACUUCGAUUAUCAGCAGUCCCACAGUCUUGAUGAGGAAGUGAAAAUUCUUCCAGGCGAUCAAUUGGUCACCGAGUGUGUCUACGAUACACAUGACCGGGCGAAUCCUACGUUGGGGGGAUACGCUGCAACCCAAGAGAUGUGUCUGUCCUUCGUGGUUUAUUACCCAAGGACAGAUCUCGCUGGGUGUUAUUCAAUGACUCCAGCUACUGAUCUUUUCAAGACCCUUGGGGUCACCAACUUCAAAGGCGUCAGUCUCGAUAAUUUGGAGAAACUAUUCCUGACCACUGGGGUUGAGGCAGUGACUCUUCCGACAAUCGUGCAACAGCAACUUCCGGUUUAUCCGGCGACAAGACCCAGUGAAGAAGUCGACGAGGAGAUAAUAAAAGAAACAGAGACAGCGAUAAAAGCAAUAAAAGAAUUCACAGAACAGGUUACGGAUGACAAUGUCUUUGCAAGACUCGUUAUUGAGGAUCCGAAGGAAUUUAGAGGGCGAACGUUGGCUGAACAUAUGUCGGCUUUAGCCUGGACUGACGAGUUGCUCACGAGGGCCAUUGAAAAUCGACUCUAUCACGGCAGACACAUGACUUUCUGCAGAAAGAGGGAUGAUAAAUUGGCUAUUCCAUCGGAUAUCCAGAUGUUUCCCAACGUUACGAGACUACCGGAAAAAAAUCAAACUGUCUGUCGUGAAAGACGGAUGAUGUCUUCUGGAACGAUCUCACUCUACACCGUCACAACAGCUUUUUACAUUUUUGCCUUGAGUCUUUUCCUCUGCUGAAAGCAGGACUCAAACGCUUCGGAGCUACUUGAAAGCUCUUUGUACAUUCGGAAAAUAUCACAAAAAUGUUGUAUUAAUUGGCUGAAAUUAUUUAUUUUUCAUGUAUUUUACGAAGUGCUGUUUUCGAUUAUUUUUUAUUUCAUUUUUCAUAUGUUAACUUGAAACGAUCGUUGAAAACUGGUCGCCACACGUAGUGAGAAUACUUAUUCCUUAUCUAGUGAUGAUGAUUUCGAUAUUACGUUUUUCAAUUUUUUACAUAAACAUGAUGUAGACUCUUGCGAGGUGCCAAAAUUAAUGAGAUAAUAUAAUGAAGAAAAAAAUUAAAUAAUAACGAUGUGUACAUAAUAUUUAUAAGAUGAAUUUUAUAAUUUUUAAUGAGUUGAAAAAUGAGAGCUUUUUGUAACGCAUGUUUUUUUUUCUAUUUGUGUAUAAAGAAAUGAUUCAACAGCUGAA